AUGAAAUCAACAGCGAACAGCGGAUUAGCGACUCCGGCGCCGGCCCUACUCCCUUCUGACCGGCCACCGGACUCCCUUGAUUCCUCGGCUCCAGCCAAUUGCGCUAGGGUUACUGAAAGCGUGGCCCCGAACAUUGGUGUUUCUGAUAUGGCGAUUGACGCAUCUGUUUUGUCUGUGCAGGCUUCUCCGGUGGAUGCGACGCAAAAACAGGGGCUUCAGGACCUAGCCGUUCCUGGACGACGGCUGGACCCCUCUUCUCAGACCUCGUCUCAACAAACGCAAACAACAACGAAUCCUCCAGUUUUGAACUUCAAAGCAGCUUUGGCGGGAUCGGCGGCAAAUCAAGGCAGAAAAUCUCAAUGGACUUUCAUCGGAGACAGGGAUCUUGAACCAUCUUCUUUUCAGGGAGAGCCAGCUCUAAAGGUCUCGACAGCUCUAAAGGAACGGCUCUGCCAGCCAUGGCAGAAAACCCUCAUCGUUCGCUUACUUGGCAGAUCGAUCACCUAUUCCUACCUUGUCUCCCAGCUGAAAUGGAAAUGGCGGCCGGUGGGAUCUCUGGAAAUUAUAGACCUCAACAACGACACUUUCUUAGCAACUUUUGGCAACAAUCAAGAUUAUCUUAGAGCACUAACAGGAGGGCCUUGGGUCAUUCUCGAUCACUAUUUGAUCGUUCACCAAUGGUCACCGGCCUUUCGUACCUCGGACAAGCCACAUCGAUCGGUGGUGGCCUGGGUACAGCUCCCCGAAUUGCCAGUACAUUUCUAUCAUCGGGAGAUUCUUUUCGCCCUUGGAAACUUGAUUGGAAGAACCAUCAAAUUAGACUAUCAUACGGAGCAUUUAGAAAGAGGCAAGUUCGCUAGAAUUGCCAUCGAGCUCGACAUGACGAAACCUCUGCCCACAAGAAUCUGGCUUGAUGACUUCUGGCAAGCUAUCCUGUACGAAAACUUACCCACAAUCUGCUAUGGAUGUGGCCGAAUUGGUCAUCAAGAAGAAGGUUGUCCUCAGAAGAGGCAGGAAAACCAGGUCACCACUCUUUGCCUACCUGAACCCCCAUCCCAAACGCUGUCGCCGACGAACUCUCAGGAACCUCCGGCGGGUUUCGGACCCUGGAUGCAGGUCACCCGAAAAUCGCGGAAACAAGGAAGGAAAGCACCCAACAUGGAAAACCCAAAUCGUGGUCAGCUACAGUCCAACCGCGGGGAUUUGGCCAAGAUUUCGGCGGCAACAAAAGGAAAGAAUGAAGAAAUUAGUGGGAAAGGAUACAGAGAAGGGAAAGGAAAGUUGGAACAGAGACCAGGAAACAAAAAGGACAACUCAGAGACAUUAAAGACAAAACUUCUCCCCACUGAAGAUAAAUCCAACGGUAAAAAGAAAAUUCAGCCAUCGCAGGAGUGGCGGCCCAUUGUUGAAAAGCAACAAAAGGAAACCCAGCCCAAGAGCCAAGAUAAGCCCAACCCAAUGAACGUUGUCACUGACCCAUCUUCGUCGAAUUCCAAACCGCAGACCAUAACCCAACAUUCAAGAGACGGAAAAGGAGCUAACAUUCAUAUCAUCACAGUUCCCGAACUGGCUCUCACCGCCAAGGAAAAUCAACCGAAGGAAUCCCGGGAAAGCGUCUCGAUCAGAAAACAUUUCAGAAGAAAAUCAACCGAAGUUAGCUCCCCAGCGAAUACCAAGAAGGGCAAUAGCCUCCGGGUGUCGAAGUCAAGCCAUUGCAUGAACUCGAGCGCGCGGGAUGGCAAAAGACCACAUCACAAGAAGAAAUCCCAUAGCCAUACAAAAUCGGUGGAAGAGCUGCUGGACCAUCUUCAAGCGACUCCAAUUCCCGGCGAAGGCGACGCGGGAUACAAAGGGGUUGACGAACAAAUGUCAGAAAUCUCAAAUCCCCAACAAAGUGAAGCGAAGGAGGGGUCGAUUCUGGCUGUGGCAAUGCAAGAGACAGCAAUGGCUCCGGCGGCGGCUGCAAGUAUUUGA
Molecule: messenger RNA, 1974 nt
Organism: Linum trigynum
Lineage: Eukaryota; Viridiplantae; Streptophyta; Magnoliopsida; Malpighiales; Linaceae
Source: the annotation of a GenBank genome assembly